This is a messenger RNA of Dermacentor andersoni, 2186 nucleotides long. The record is from RefSeq and is a predicted model, not a curated record. Lineage: Eukaryota; Metazoa; Arthropoda; Arachnida; Ixodida; Ixodidae.
UAUGUGCGUGUGUGUGGUGUUUUAACCUUUUAAUCCCUUUGUCAAACUUCUCCCUGGGCUUGUUGUCGGCUUGCGAUGAUAUUAAUUCGCUCCGGUUUACCAGUGCCACUGCGGUUAAACGCCUGAAAGCGGUAACGUAGCCUUGAACGGCCGGGAGGCACUUCUCUCCGAAAAGGUCUAUGGCAACGGCGGAGGAAUGCGAUCCCAUACAUCCUCAUUGCCUGAACUGCGUGAACGUUGCCAAAUGUUCGGCGCGCCUGGAGAAAAGGACGAGCUGCCAGAUCGUGCACUGCAAGCUUGAAUGCGGCGCCAGCUUCCACGCGUGCAAAUGCCAGGAGCAUCAGCUGCUCUGUCCCAAUGUCAAGGUGCCAUGUGCCAACGCUGUCAACGGCUGCCCAGUGUGGCUACUCCGAAGCCAGCUGGGUACCCAUCUGCAGCACUGCCCUGCGAGCCUUGUGUACUGCACAGCCGAAUGGAACAGGUGGGGUUGGCUUCGCAAUGCAACUGGCGAUCGGCAGUGCGUCGAUCGGUCGGGAAAGCUCCAGCUGGACUAUGCCUUGGCCAUGCGAGACCUGCGGUCCCUGAGGGACGGCAGCCACCGUGGGAAGCUAAACAAAGAGGGCAGCAAGGAUGAUGCAAUGCCAGUGGCUGCAGCACCUAGGGGCCUUGGGACCCCUGGCAACGCCUGGUGCUUGUACAACGGUGGCAACUGCACCAACAGCAGCGACGGUGUAGAUAGUCAUGCCACGGGUAGGUUGAACGGGUAUGUGAACCACGUGUGCGAGACAUCCUGCGUCAAGGCCAGGGAGGAGGAGAAGACAAAUCGCGGGGACGUGGACUUCAGGCUCAUGCGAGCAGCCGGUGCGUGCUUUGCGGCAAAGCACGGUGUUGGCCUGAAUGUUGAGCUGUGCGUCGAGUUCCUGACACGGUACCAGCUGAAGCCGGACAAGGUCUACACAUUUUCUUGCUGCCAGGUCUUUCGUCGCGAUGAAUAUGCCUGGCAUUAUCAGAAUGUCCACAGGGACAUACACUGUGGCCUCAACGGCUGGCUUGAGCACAGAUGUCCGUUGGCCCAAUAUGGCUGCAGCUUCUCAAGGCGAAUGUUUCAUCCUUCACCGUCCGGAUCUCAACUCGUCUACAGUGAGGUACUGGAGAGCUUUGGACUUGCUUUUCCAUCAGCGGUGAAGGAAGCAAAGCAAAGUGGAGAGGGUGAUGCAGACAAAGGGUGCUCCAACAAUCCAAGCGGCACAUCAGCCACUAACAGUAAAGUGCCGGAGAACUGUGGACUUACCUUCCCAUCAGCAGUGGAGGAAUCUAAGCCGAAUGUAAAGGCCGAUGCAGAUAAAGGGGCACAAUCUUGCCUACCCAACGGGCACUCUCAUACCAACGGCACUUGCGGUGAAUCUGGUGAUGGCGUGACAUCGAGUGCCCUAGCAUUCUUGGACUCCCCUCCUCUUGAUGGGGAAUCUGGUGAUGCCGCAUCAUCCAGUGGCCAAGCAUUCUUAGACUUCCCUUUUGAAGUUCUGCAGCACAUAGCUGGCUUUCUGGAUGCUUUCAGCCUAAAUAACUUCUCUCUCGUCUCUAAGCGUCUAAGGGACGUCUCGUGUUCGCUCCUGAAGAGCCGCGGAAUGGUUGUCCUGAGAUGGGAAAGGCAUGGAAAACUUACCUGGAGAGUCCAUUCAAAGAGCUGGUACUUCAGCAAUGGAUUCAGUCCAAUCAGAAAGUGGGUGUUCUCGGAUGAAGAGCACAUGUCCAGUCACCUGAAGCAAUGCAAGUACUUUGACCGCAACAUCAAGACGAUGCCUACGGCUGUAUGCUUCGGCAUCGGAAACUCUCGAGGCCCCAAGACGCUAGUUCACUUGGCUAUGAAAGCUCCACCGACUUGAGCAGUGCCAGUUCUGUCUUUGCAAAUCAUUGUGCACAACAUUGAUGGCAGUGUUAUGAAGGCGUGUGAAAAAUAUUACUUGGGGAAAAGUAUUGUUGGGACUUCAUGGUCCGCUACGUUGAAUGUGAUCAGUAGUUCCUGAUGUCGGGCAGUGUUGCAUUUAUUUUUGGAAUCUAGGAUUGUGCUCUGUGGAUUUGUAGAGUAAUGGGGGCCUGUUGUCUUGUUUAUUUUACUGGGAGGAGGAACUUGAAAAACGGCCUCGAUCAUCAGUGAAAUAAAGCUCAGCAGUAAAGUUCUGGAA